AUGCCCCGAAAGAACGGUACCCCAGGAUUACCGCUCGAUGACAAGAAUCGCCCAGUGGUGGUGCUCCGCCAAGGCAAAAUCGUAGGCCUGGAGCUCGAAGCGGGAUAUCCCCAGAUCCUCGAAGCGUUUCGAGGGGUUCCGUACGCUCAAUCCACAGGCGGCGAGAGACGGUUUAUGGACCCGUUGCCGGUCAAUGCUUCGGAUGAGGUGUUUGAUGCGUCGCUAUUCGGGGAUGUGUGUCCAGCGGGCCCGGCGACGUCGGGUGCUCAGAGUGAGGAUUGUCUUAAUGCCAAUAUUUAUAGGCCGAAAGAGAAGGGUGGGAAUUUGAGGUUACCGGUUGUUGUCCAUUUCCAUGGAGGGUCGUUUAAUUUUGGGGCGGGCGAUAGCUCGAGGUCUUUGUCUCAUUUUGUGGCGUGGAGUAUGGAGCCGAUGAUUGCUGUUGGGUUUAAUUAUCGGGUUGGGGCUUUUGGGUUCUUGUCGUCGAAGAUUAUGGCGAAGGCUGGGCUGUUGAAUGCUGGGUUGAAGGAUCAGGUGCUUUUGAUGGAGUGGGUGAAGGAGAAUAUUGCUGCCUUUGGGGGUGAUCCGGACAAUGUGACUCUCAUGGGGAGUAGUGCUGGAGCACAUUCAAUCGGCCACCACCUCCUCCACAAACCAGACAUCGCACCACCCUUCCACAGAGCAAUCCUCGAAUCCGGAGCCCCCACCGCCCGAGCCGUCUAUUCCUACUCUAACCCCCUCCACGAGAAACAGUUCCGCGACUUCCUCCAAAAACUAAACCUAGCCUCCACCCCAGAGAAGGACCUCCUGCCCGCCCUCCGCAAAAUCUCCACCUCAGAAUUUAAAAAGGCCUCCGAAGCCAUCUUCAACAAAUACAACCCCUCCCUCCGCUGGCCCUUCCAACCCGUCAUCGACGGUCCCGGCGGCCUCAUCCCGGUUGCUCCCAUUCACUCUUUAAAAGCGGGCAAAUUCCACAAAGUGCCCAUCUUAACAGGCUUCAAUACUAACGAAGGCGCCAUGUUCGUCCCCAAAUCCGCCGAAACGGGCAAGCAGUUCACGGAAUUCUUUCGGAACCUCCUUCCCGGGCUUAGAGAACUAGAUCUAGAGAAACUAAACGAGCUAUACCCGGAUCCGAAUCUAGACGAAGAGUCCAAGUACCUCGAGACUCGAGAGGGUCUCGGGAAACAAUUUCUGCGGCUCGAGCAAGCGUAUGGACAAUUUGCCUACGUAGCGCCUGUUCGGCAGACUGCUCGCUAUUUCUCGGACGUCAAAGGAGAUGGGAUAUUUGGCCAUGAUGGCCCAGAGGUUUACCUGUAUCAUUUUGCGGCGAGGAGUUCGGUGAAGGGCGGCGCGGAUCAUGGGUCUCAUAUCCCGUGGGUUAAUUACGUGCCGGAGAGGAGGGAUAAGGGCGGGGUGGUGGAUGAGAUUUCGGGGUGUAUGCAUGCUUACUGGACGAGUUUUGUGACGAGUGGGGAUCCGAAUGCGGUAGAGGGGAUGUGGGCGGGGAGAGCGAAGUGGCCGGUGUAUCAGGGGGGAAGUGACGAGGCGAGGGUGCUGGUUUUUGGGGAGGGGAAUGAUGAGUUAGCGGGUGGGCAUCGGGAGGGGGUUGGGGUGCAGGUUAGGGAUGAUGGGUUUGCGGCGGAGGAGAGUCGGUUUUGGUGGGGGAGGACGGAGUUGUUUGAGUUUUGA
Messenger RNA from Mollisia scopiformis, 1686 nucleotides. RefSeq names its product putative extracellular lipase. The transcript is spliced from 2 exons. The record is from RefSeq and is a predicted model, not a curated record. NCBI's taxonomy places the organism in Eukaryota, Fungi, Ascomycota, Leotiomycetes, Helotiales, Mollisiaceae. The coding region runs from base 1 to 1686 and encodes 561 amino acids.